Molecule: messenger RNA, 966 nt
Organism: Priceomyces carsonii
Lineage: Eukaryota; Fungi; Ascomycota; Pichiomycetes; Serinales; Debaryomycetaceae
Gene: FEN12
Product: fatty acid elongase
Exons: 1
Coding region: 1-966 (321 amino acids)
Biological process (GO): fatty acid elongation, monounsaturated fatty acid; fatty acid elongation, saturated fatty acid; fatty acid elongation, polyunsaturated fatty acid
Cellular component (GO): endoplasmic reticulum membrane
Molecular function (GO): fatty acid elongase activity
Source: RefSeq, a predicted model, not a curated record
AUGCUGUCAAUUAUUGACUUGAGUAUACCGUCAUUUGAUAGACCUUUUGGUUUAUACUUAUGGCCAAUAUUUAGUUAUGUAUUCGAGCAAUUUAUUGGCUAUCCAGCGGAAGAUUUUAAAUUUAUUUAUCACAAAACAUUUUUGGCUAAUGGUUACCAUGCUAUUGGUAUAAUAAUUGGGUACUACAUCGUCAUCUUUGGUGGCAGAUGGUUAUUGGCAAAGUUGAGGGCCCCAGCUUUCAAAUUGAAUUUCCUUUUUCAAGUGCAUAAUCUUGUCCUCACGGUUAUUUCGUUGGUUCUUUUCUUAUUGGUUGUGGAACAGAUUGUUCCCAUUCUCUAUCACCAUGGGUUAUUCUAUGCUAUCUGUAACGAGAAUUCUUUUGCUCCAAAACUAGUAACCUUAUACUAUUUAAAUUAUUUAACGAAGUACUUGGAGCUUAUUGAUACUGUGUUCUUGGUUUUGAAAAAGAAAAAGUUAAUGUUCUUACAUACGUAUCAUCAUGGUGCUACAGCCUUACUUUGUUAUACACAAUUGACAGGUUCCACUUCAGUUGAAUGGGUACCUAUAUCUUUAAAUUUGGCGGUUCACGUUGUCAUGUACUGGUACUACUUCUUAAGUGCAAGAGGUAUUAGAGUCUGGUGGAAGGAAUGGGUUACCAGGUUCCAAAUCAUACAAUUUCUCAUAGAUUUGGUCUUUGUCUACUUUGCUACUUAUACGCAUUAUGCUUUUGCCUACUUCCCAUCGUUGCCGCGCGUGGGAGACUGUUAUGGAUCCGAAUUGGCUGCUGCAUAUGGAUACUUGAUCUUGACAAGUUACUUGGUGUUAUUCAUUUCGUUUUAUAUCAAGGUAUAUAAAAAGGGUGGUAAGAAACCAACUAAGGAUGGUGUGAAGGAUAAUGCAACGACUGCAACCGCCAAGUCCUCUGCUGUCCCUUCAAAGGCGAAGGCCAGAUCCAGAAAAGCAUAA